Messenger RNA from Pyrus x bretschneideri (Chinese white pear), 1085 nucleotides. Its product is annotated as 60S ribosomal protein L7-1-like. Gene Ontology annotation, molecular function: RNA binding; structural constituent of ribosome. Gene Ontology annotation, biological process: maturation of LSU-rRNA from tricistronic rRNA transcript (SSU-rRNA, 5.8S rRNA, LSU-rRNA). The coding region runs from base 212 to 952 and encodes 246 amino acids. Gene Ontology annotation, cellular component: cytosolic large ribosomal subunit. The transcript has 6 exons. The record is from RefSeq and is a predicted model, not a curated record. Lineage: Eukaryota; Viridiplantae; Streptophyta; Magnoliopsida; Rosales; Rosaceae.
UGUUGGGUAUACAACACUAUUGUGUAUUUUUGCCCUAAACCCCCUCCAAAGCCCAAAUCGCGCCGCUUGGUCUUUCUCCUCCUCUUUCACUCUCCUUCAGCCAUUUUGCUUCUGCUCCUUCCGCUUUUCAAACCUUCAACUCUUAUUGUUAUACGCAGCCUCCAAACCCAGACGCGUUCAAGCACUCAUAUACCAGUUGAAGAAGGGAGUGAUGACGGAAGAGGUGGCGCAGCCGUUGACGUAUAUACCGGAGGUUAUAUUGAAGAGAAGGAAAACCAAUGAGGAGUUGGCUUUGAGGAGGAAAGAGCAAUUGGAGCAGAGGAAGUUUAAGUCUCAGCAAAAUAAGCAAGAAUAUAUUAAGAAACCUGAGGAUUUUGUCAAAGAGUAUCGCUACAGGGAGAUGGACCUCGUCCAUAUGAGACACAGGUUAAAGAGAAAAAGGCCAGCAUUGGAGGCAACUAACUCACAGCUUCUUUUGGUCAUCCGCAUACAGGGGAAAAAUGACAUGCACCCUGUUGUUAGGAAGGCCCUAUACAGUCUCAAAUUGAGGAAAGUUUUCAAUGCUGUCUUUGUGAAAGCAACUGAUGCUAUAUUAGAAAAGUUGCAGAGGGUGCAGCCAUAUGUUACCUACGGGUAUCCUAAUCUUAAGAAUGUGAGGGAUCUGAUUUACAAGAAGGGCUUUGCAAAGAUCGACAAGAAGAAAGUUCCUCUGACAGACAACAACCUUAUUGAACAGGCAAUGGGGCAGCAUGAUGUUAUAUGCAUAGAAGAUAUAGUUCAUGAAAUUGCUACGAUUGGCCCACAUUUUAAGGAGGUUACCGGCUUUUUAUGGCCCUUUGUGCUCAACAAGCCUGAAGCAGGAUUAAAGGGCUCAAAAACGGUAUUCAAGGACGGGGGAGACGCGGGCGAUCGCGGGGAUAAGAUCAAUGAACUAAUUAGCAAGAUGAAUUAGCAUGUGAGGAGGUCUUAUGAUCAAUGAUUUUGGUUUAAUGAGGAUUGUCGUUGUCUUUAUCUUUCUAUGCAAACAAAAACAGUAUUGUAUGGUGUCCUUGAUGCAGUAAGGGAGUCAAAAGGUUGAAUUGUUA